CUACUCAUUCUGCAGGAGAGCAAAGUUACACAAGCAGUGUUGUUUCAUCCUGGGACAAAGACACUGGAACUUCAUUAAGAACGACAGGGACAAAGAUGAGGUCCAGGUUUUCCAAUGCUGCUGCUAAAUCAAAGCAUGAGCUGCCGUGUGUCCAGAAUUACCAUCGGAUACAAGAGAGCCAUCCACCCACCUAUUGUAUCAGAGCUGCAGGAGUGCUGAGGUACAAUCGUGAGUCCGAUGACAACAGGAUAAACGUUCCAACCGUUCUUCAGGAGCUCCCACCUCUGGCAGAAUUGGCACUGAAGUGUGAGUACUGUGGAGAAAAGGCCAGACCAUCACUCGGUCUAACACGGCUGCAGGAGCCUGAGACAGCUCCACACUUUUGUUGUGCUCAGCAUCAGCAGCUGUGUGAGAUGCUGGUGAAGGAGAGAGCUUUGUGUGAGGGGACAUGUGACCUGCCAGCUGUAAAGGAGGAGGAGGAUGACAACAAGUUUUUCGAAGACAUACCAAUUGGACUUGGAGCACAGUCAGAGGUGAAAAUCAAUAAGGGUUACUCAAUCCAAGCUGCGACAGAAACAUUCGCCCCUGCAUCAAACAUCCUCCGCUUCCGGCUCUCUUGUGCUCCAGGAAAAGGAAACUGGACAGUGUGUUCUAGUGGAGCGCCUGAGAGGUGCUUGAAAACUGAACAGGAGGAGCCUCAGGCGUUGGUCCCCUGUUGUGACCACAAGCCUCUUAAGUUUGGCAUAUGUCAUCACCAGGAUGGGGCAGAAUUUCUUCAAAAAUAUUAUUCCAGUGGCAAAACAUUUCUUACCUUGUUCCGUGGCGGCUCCGCUCAGGUCUUUUAUCCCUCAGGCCACUUGGCUCUUGUUGUGGUCACUGAAGAGAAUGGAAGUGUCUGCAUCGUGUAUGAUGACAGCAAGGCCCCCAAUCCAGCGAUGAGAGCCGUGUUCCAGUCUGAUGGCAGGGCUGCAUGUUACCACAGCAAUGGAAACAUAUGGCUGUCCUUAAACACAUCAGGGGGUCAGUGUUUGGACGAGGCAGGUGCCAGAAUUCGUCGGUGGAGGUGGGACGGUCCCCUGCACCCCGUCUUCUUAUCCCUCAACAAAGCUGUUGGGGUCCGAGUCAUCGGGAGGAAACAAGUGUUUGUUUCCUUCCUGGCUCAAGGCCAACAAGCAAAGUUUAGCGUGGGCACCUGCUGUGCUCAGUGAGAAACAACUGACUGCCCAUUACUACUGCCCAAAAACUGCAGGACUACAAUUUCAUACCGAAGAUCAAACCGUUUUUUAAAAGGCUUUGACCCAGGGUUUUCUCUGUCUCUCCACCUGUUAAUUGUUUUUGACAACUUGUUAACUUUUCAGUUGUUUUUUUUAUUUCAAUGUACAUAUUUUAAUCGUACAAUAUAUAAGAAGGACAGCAAAACACUACAGCCCACAGUGAAAAGAUUGGAGAGCGUUGUCUCCCCCGAGUCCCUGCACUCACAGGUUGAGGACCCUGAACCACGAGUGCAAAACGAGCACAUUAUACUUUGACAAUGAAUGCAGACGAGUCC
This is a messenger RNA of Hippoglossus stenolepis (Pacific halibut), 1549 nucleotides long. Its product is annotated as glutamate-rich protein 6-like. The transcript has 11 exons. NCBI's taxonomy places the organism in Eukaryota, Metazoa, Chordata, Actinopteri, Pleuronectiformes, Pleuronectidae. Bases 96 to 1208 code for a protein of 370 amino acids. The record is from RefSeq and is a predicted model, not a curated record.